CUUGGGUCUGGCUCCGUACAGCCUAUGCAGUGCGGGAGAGUAGUUCGGCGGGCCGGCUAUGGAGGCUAUUGAGGGAGCGCCAUGCAGGGGGGCCCGCUGACCAGCAGCCCAGUGUAGGUCAGGCAGUUCCCAGGCACACAGCUGCUGCCGCUGCAGAUACACAUUCACAUGAAGCAAAAUGGAAACAAUGCUAAUAAAGAACAUGGGGCAGGAGAAUGGUCAGCUGAAGGAGGAAGAGGAGGAAGUGGACCCCAGGAUUCAGGGAGAACUAGAGAAGCUUAAUCAGUCCACUGAUGAUAUAAACCGAAGAGAGAUCGAACUGGAGGAUGCCAGACAGAAGUUCCGCUCCGUACUAACUGAAGCUACCCUGAAACUCGAUGAGAUGGUCAAGAAGAUUGGGAAAGCUGUGGAGGAUUCUAAACCUUACUGGGAAGCCCGAAAAGUUGCCAGACAGGCCCAGCUAGAAGCACAGAAAGCCACCCAGGACUUCCAGCGUGCCACAGAAGUUCUGCGGGCAGCCAAGGAAACAAUAUCUCUGGCAGAGCAGAGGCUGCUGGAAGAUGACAAACGCCAGUUUGAUUCAGCUUGGCAGGAAAUGCUGAACCAUGCCACACAGCGGGUGAUGGAAGAGGAACAGAAGAAGACGCGCAGUGAGCUGGUACAUAAGGAGACGGCUGCUAAAUACAAUGCAGCCAUGGGCAGGAUGAAGCAGCUGGAGAAGAAACUAAAGAGAACAAUCAACAAAUCAAAGCCGUAUUUUGAACUCAAGGCAAAGUAUUACCUACAGCUUGAGCAACUUAAAAAAACAGUGGAUGAACUCCAAGCCAAACUCUCUCUAGCAAAGGGAGAAUAUAAGACUGCCCUCAAAAACCUAGAGAUGAUCUCUGAUGAGAUUCAUGAAAGACGCAGAACAUCGGCUAUGGGCCCCAGGGGGAGAGGAGUAGGCUCUGAAGGCAAUAAUUCACUUGAAGACCUCUCAGCUUGCAAACUGGACUCAGAUGCUAUAUCCAUGACAUCAGAGGUGUUUGAUGAGGACAACCUCAGUAGCUUGGUCUCUGAAGAAGAUUCUGAAACCCAGUCUCUGUCUAGCUUUAGCUCUGGCCCAACCAGCCCUUCUGAGAUUCCAAGUUCAUUUCCUAGUGCCCCUCGACCCGGAAGCCUGGAAUUAUCAAGCCCUUUGUCUCUUUCCGACUUUGGUUUGAUUUCACCAGUACUAGGCCCUCGAAGUGAAUGCAGUGGGGCUUCCUCCCCGGAGUGUGAUCUAGAAAGAGGAAACAGAGCAGAAGGAUCAGAGAAUGCAGCCCAGGACAGAAUAAACAAUAAUAACAGUAAAAGCAAUAGCAGGAAAGCCAUGGCAUUGCCAGUCCUGGACAACAAGAUGAAGCAGCUCUCAUUGGAAUGUACAAAGACUGGAAAUGGCACAAACACAGAGAGGAAGAAAUACAGCCGUUCCCAGUCUUUAGCUUCUACCCUGUUGGUCAAUGCUGUGUGAGCAUAUUAAUAUAAGAGCAGGAAUCCUGUGCCAACAACCUUCUUUCAUUCCAUGCAGACUUUGGUAGACUGCUGGGACAUUGGCUCUACUCAUUGGGAGAUUAGCAUGAGACCUCUAUAGGAAGUACAGGUGGCUUUUUUCAGCAGGCUGCCUUUUUGCCUUUUACCCAGUGUGUACAUUUAAGUGUGUAUCCUGUGUUUAGGGAGGAAUAGUCCGCAUAGCCAUCACCAGAGCAAUAAAUUCAAUGAACUUUCUGUGCCAAAAAAAAUGUCUGGAUUCUGAAGUGAACUUCCGUGAUGAGGUGUUUUUGUUCCUUGUCUUUUUAGGUAGGACUGCAAUCUCUUCUUGUCUACUGGAGAGUCAGCAUUGAUGUAUUAGCAAAUCAACACCCAUCACAUCUCAUGUUUAUGUAGUAGAACAACUGUUUUCGCAUUUUCUAUGCUGUUAAAACAGUGCCAAGUAACAGUCAUUUGCACAAUGGGACAUUAAAUGAUACCUGCACAGAUUCAUUUGAUGUGAUCCAGGCAUUACGUAUGCCUUCCUUUAUCUGUCUAGCCCCAUUCAUUCCUCCACUUGGCCUUUGGUCCAUCAUCUUGACCACUUAAUAGCAAUUUGCUCCGAUGUAAUAAAGCCUUUGGAAAGUAAUCCUCUUUGUGUCUAACCACUAACUUUCCAAGCCAAAUGCCAUCCAGUAUUUGCACUGCUUUGUUCAUCAGUGCUCCAUGGUGAAGAAAGGCCUCAGUGGCAAAGAUGCCACCCUUUUCCUAAACUCCUACGCUGGAGAGUAUUUGAUACCAGGACAUUGAUAUAUGCAUGCCAUAGACAAGUGUAUGCAGAUCAGGAUUGAUAAUGUAUUUCAUCACUAGAUAUAUACCAAUUAUGAGGAUGGAUGGACUGUUAAGCUGCAUUCAUUCAGCUAUGGAAAGUUCCAUAUGAUUUUGCGAUCUUGUUUAUGUUUUAUACUAUACCUGUGAUGUCAAACUUGCAAACCACCCACCCAAUAAGGCUUUUUGAAAAAAAAAAAAAGCCAGAAAACAGUGAGUUAGACAUCUCUGUUUUAAACAACCUUCUUACAGCUUGUAUAAAUGUAGAAAUGUAAUGGAUGAAUGUAAUAGAUUUCUACCAUGUGCCAUUGGGAAAUGUCAAUAAUUACUUGGCCAAAUAGCCAGAGUAAUCUCACUUAAAUGCACUUCUGAUGUGAUUGGGCUGUCCUUGAGGGAACAUGGGGAAGGUUAUAGAUCUGGGGUGGAGCUGAUUCCAUGAAACUAUCCAUGACAUGUUAACUGCCCUACCCAGCUUCACUGUACCCUUUCUCUGAAUUCCCCCCUUACUUUUGCAGGCGAGAGGACAUGAUUACAGAGUAUUAAAACCGUCCAUACUGUAUAGACAGCCUAGGAUUUUGGGCACUGAGGCUGGUUUAACUAUAGGCAAUGAUACUGUUGGAGCAAGGCAGUGGAGUCUAAGCUGCUGGUUUGUAGUAACAGGGUUUGCAAGUCUCUUUUCUAUGUUAUUCUGAAGUUUUUGCUAGGGGAAUUUAGUAUUAUUGGAAUAUGGUGACUCCCACUGCUGCUGUCUUUGUGUUCAUUCCACAGCUUGUGUGUUUUCUGCAGCCAAAUAAAGUGUGUUUCAUGCAAGUUA
Molecule: messenger RNA, 3130 nt
Organism: Xenopus tropicalis (tropical clawed frog)
Lineage: Eukaryota; Metazoa; Chordata; Amphibia; Anura; Pipidae
Gene: sh3bp5
Product: SH3-domain binding protein 5
Biological process (GO): intracellular signal transduction
Cellular component (GO): cytoplasm
Molecular function (GO): SH3 domain binding; guanyl-nucleotide exchange factor activity
Source: RefSeq, marked validated